This is a messenger RNA of Uranotaenia lowii, 1423 nucleotides long. It is a transcript of the gene Mpcp2, whose product is annotated as phosphate carrier protein, mitochondrial. Bases 161 to 1201 code for a protein of 346 amino acids. Gene Ontology annotation, cellular component: mitochondrial inner membrane. Lineage: Eukaryota; Metazoa; Arthropoda; Insecta; Diptera; Culicidae. Gene Ontology annotation, biological process: mitochondrial phosphate ion transmembrane transport. The transcript is spliced from 4 exons. The record is from RefSeq and is a predicted model, not a curated record. Gene Ontology annotation, molecular function: phosphate transmembrane transporter activity.
UGGCCCCUUUGGAAUCGUCUUUUACCCUGUGCAGAACGUUAGUGCUCGCAUCGCAUACCACACGGCUCCAGCAGUUUGUGUGGAAAAGUACAUCAACCAGACCAGACGUGUGUCGUCGGAUUGUCGAGUGCGUAUCAUCACCUUCAAUAGCAGCAGAAAAAUGUUCUCUUCCCUGAUUGACGCCGCCCGGAACUCUCCGUUCAAGACUCCCUUCAGCAGAGCCCAGUGCGAUGCCGGAAGUCCAGUGGCUGGACGGUCAAUCCAGGCAGCCGCCAGCAAGGAAGUCGAGUUCGGUUCCAACGAAUUUUUCGGCCUGUGCGCCAUCGGCGGUAUUCUGUCGUGCGGUCUGACGCACACAGCCGUCGUUCCGUUGGAUUUGGUCAAAUGCCGCUUGCAGGUCGAUGCGGCUAAGUACAAGAACGUGUUCCACGGUUUCAAGGUUACCGUGGCCGAGGAGGGAGCCCGCGGUUUGGCCAAGGGAUGGGCUCCAACCUUCUUCGGAUAUUCGGCACAGGGUGCCUUCAAAUUCGGCCUGUAUGAGGUGUUCAAAAUCAAGUACGCCGACUUGAUUGGCGAUGAGAAUGCCUACCUGUAUCGUACCUCGGUUUACCUGGCUGCUUCGGCUUCAGCCGAAUUUUUCGCCGAUAUUGCCCUAUCGCCGCUAGAGGCUGCCAAGGUCAAGAUCCAGACCAUGCCCGGUUACGCCAACACCAUGCGCCAAGCCAUGCCCAAGAUGAUGGCCGAGGAGGGCGUUGCAGCCUUCUACAAGGGUCUGGUUCCGCUGUGGUGCCGACAGAUCCCGUACACCAUGAUGAAGUUCGCCUGCUUCGAACGUACCCUGGAACUGUUGUACAAGCAUGUUGUACCGAAGCCCCGUGACCAGUGCACAAAGGGUGAGCAGCUUGUGGUGACAUUCGCUGCCGGUUACAUUGCCGGUGUAUUCUGCGCUAUUGUGUCUCACCCAGCUGAUGUGGUCGUGUCGAAACUGAACCAGGCCAAGGGAUCCAGUGCGAUUGACGUUGCCAAGAGCCUUGGCUUCAUGGGUAUGUGGCACGGAUUGGUGCCCCGUAUUGUGAUGAUCGGUACGCUGACCGGUCUCCAAUGGUUCAUCUACGAUGGUGUUAAGGUGGCUCUGUCCAUCCCCCGCCCACCCCCACCAGAGAUGCCAGAAUCGCUGAAGAAGAAGCUCGGUGUCGAAUAAGAGAAUUGUGCGUUGCUUUCUGUUUGUGUCCGUAAGGGAAUUCUACAAGCUAGCGAAAAAAGUCUAGAGUGUAAUUAGUGGAAAAGUUAAUUGAUCACAACAUGUGCCGGGUUGUGCGAGCUUAGGACGCAAGUGUAAACAGUGUAUUAUGCAAAGUUAAUUGCUACUCAAACCAUCAAAGUAAUAAAAUCAUACGGGAUCGUCUACAAUUUGUAACUACAA